Molecule: messenger RNA, 1348 nt
Organism: Triticum aestivum (bread wheat)
Lineage: Eukaryota; Viridiplantae; Streptophyta; Magnoliopsida; Poales; Poaceae
Product: ankyrin repeat and SOCS box protein 14-like
Exons: 9
Coding region: 95-1237 (380 amino acids)
Molecular function (GO): protein binding
Source: RefSeq, a predicted model, not a curated record
UCCCCGGCUCCAGAAGCUUCCUUCGACUCCUUGCUCCUUGCCACGCACCGCCGCCGCCGCCACCGGCGAAGAGGAGGAGGGCGAGGGGGGGAGGAUGGGAACCGGACAUAUACCGCUGCCUCGCCUGUACGAGUUCCUCCUCGGCAAAGAGCGCGACCGUUGGUCGCCGGAGGCCAGGUUCAUCGAAGCCGCCCACAACGGCGACAUCGGCAAGAUCAAGAAGAUUGCAAAGGAGAUGGACGUGCAGGGGCGUGGGAUCCCGGUGACGGUGGCCAGCACCACCUACAUGGGCAUGAACGCCCUCCAUGCCGCCGCCGGCUGCGGCAGCUUCUCUGUCUUCCAGUAUCUCGUGGAGGAGGUCAAGAUGGAUGUCGACUUGCCCGCUCAGCAGUUUACACCCGUGGCGCAUGCCGUCACCAAUGGCAACCUUCCUGCCGUCAAGUACCUCAUUGAUCAUGGCGCUGAUCUGCAUCAGCAACGUGCAGAGGGAAACAUCACCCUUCUUCAUGUAGCUGCAGUUCAUGGGUACUCUGAAAUAGUUAAGUUUCUUCUUGUGAGGGGAGCUGACGUCGAUGCAUUAUCAGAUCUUGGGACAGCACUCGCGGAUGCUGCCAUUAGAGGAUAUCCUAGUAUUGUCAAGACCCUUUUGGAGCACAAUGCAGAUCCCAACGACACUAGAUGUCAGUUUGGACCUUUAAGCAUGGCAUUACAAAAAUCUUCCGUAGCCUGUGUGAAGCUAUUGAUUCAGGGUGGAGCUAAUGUCAGUAGUGAUAGUCCUCGGGAUAAUCUUUUGGUGAAGGCUGCAGAGAAGGGCUUAACUGAAGCUAUCAAGUGCUUGUUGGAAGCUAGCGCAAACCCAAAUGUUCCUAACACAUUUGGUAGACUGCCAAUAGAGUUGGCUGUUGAGUAUGGUACACGGGAAGAUGUUGAGAUUCUCUUUCCGUUCACCUCACCCAUUUCAACUGUGGAAAAUUGGAGCGUUGAUGGAAUCAUUAGUCAUGUGAAGAUGGAAAUCAAGCAACUAGAGCUUGAUCCUGCAGAAACCUCUCAGGCCAGAAAUCUUCUGGUCUCUCCCAAGACGAUGGAUCCCUCCCUAGGGCCCAGGCAUUCACAAGGACGGGUGUGUUGGAGGGUAUCAAUAUCCGUCGAUCUUGCAGUAGUCAGCGAUGGAGAAGUGCGGGAGGAGGAAGGGCGCUGGUGGGUGCAUGCGCAGCGUCUCCUUGAUGGUUGCCCUUAGGUAGGCCAUGCUGCUAAGGUCCUCCUCUGUUAUCAUGUCUAACUUUUUUCCUUGGGAUCUUACCUCCUCCUGUAAUUUUUUCAGAAUGUGUCUGUUGUUCAUGAGCUCAGC